UGGAACCAUGCACCAGUGAUGUAGCUAGUGUAUAUGGAGAAGAGGAGGGAUCCUAGAACUGAUCCCUGAGGAACCUCACUGACAGGUGAUGUGUUUUAUUUUCUAUUUUAUUUAGUAUUUUGGACGCACAAGUGAUUUUUCAAAUUGUAAAUACAUAAAAUUUUAUUUUUCAAGACAAUACUGUUUCAAGAAAGUCUGUCUGUGUAGUAGGGUAGUUGGCUAUUGGUCGGCAGGUGGCGCUACGGGCCCGCGCAUUUGAGUCGUGACCGCGCACGGCUCUCAUCUCCUCCUCCCGUCAGGUGCGGGGGGCGCGAGCGUGGCAUGUGUCGAAUAGAUUGCUAGCGUCGCGUUUCCAGCUGAGCGCGUACUCUCUCCCGGCGCGUGUGCGUGCGUGUGUAUGUUGUUAUUAUUAUCGCACUCUCCGCUGCGCGCAGAAUGGCUAGAUUCACCCAGACUGAAGCGAGGAGGCAGCAGCAUCCUCAGCAGCAUCCUCAGCCUGCCCACGCCAGCCUGCUCCUCUCUGGACCGGGGGCGGUACCGAGCCAGGCAAGGGCACCACUGCUCCUCAUCCCGCACCAGCCCCAGUACGCGCACAUCACCUUCCCCAAGCCCAUGAACGGCUCAGAGCCCAUCUCCAUCCACCCCGACAACGGCACCAUGAAAGACCAGGAUGCCAUCAAGCUCUUUAUAGGACAGAUCCCGCGCAACCUGGAGGAGAAGGACCUCAAACCUCUUUUCGAACAGUUUGGAAAGAUCCACGAACUGACUGUCCUCAAGGACCGUUAUACAGGCAUGCACAAAGGCUGCGCGUUCCUCACCUACUGUGCUCGUGAAUCAGCCAUCAAAGCCCAGAAUGCAUUGCAUGAACAGAAGACUUUACCAGGGGUAAGUCUCUUUUAA
Messenger RNA from Carassius auratus (goldfish), 900 nucleotides. Its product is annotated as CUGBP Elav-like family member 5. The transcript is spliced from 2 exons. The record is from RefSeq and is a predicted model, not a curated record. The coding region runs from base 436 to 900 and encodes 154 amino acids. NCBI's taxonomy places the organism in Eukaryota, Metazoa, Chordata, Actinopteri, Cypriniformes, Cyprinidae. Gene Ontology annotation, molecular function: RNA binding.